AAGAGAGGGGGCAGAGGAAGAAGAGAGGCUAACGUCCUGCACAGUAGUUAGCUGCUCGCUGGAGUUGGAGUUUUUCCCUUCACGGCUAUGAUUGACAGAGUCAGCGGAGGUUUAUACGGGCAUGUCCGCACACUCGCUCCGUGGUUAUCUUAACGGCAAGAGCUGCGGCAUGGCGAGCCACGAAAGAGCACAGAGUCUUCGCCACUCGCACACAAGAGCAACAACAUCAUGUGUCGGAUUAUUGAGGAUGUUAUUUAUUGCUUUUAUUCACACGACGAGGGCGAAUAAACAAGCAUUCAUUCAGUCAGACACAAUACUAGAAGUUCUACAUUUUGGUGAGGGAGGCCUUUUACAGGCAGACUCUGACAUUGAUUUUAGUUUAUAUCAUCAACAAAGCACUUCCCCGCACCGUGGGAACUGCCGACCUAUACGCUUUGAGCCUCCAAUGUUGGACUUUCACGAACAGCCUGUUGGAAUGCCAAAAAUGGAGAAAGUUUAUUUACAUAAUCCUAGCUCAGAAGAAAUUAGUUUGAUAUCAAUAUCAGCAACAACAGCACACUUUCAUGCAUCAUUUUUCCAGAAUAGGAUAAUUCCACCUGGAGGAAACACGUCAUUUGAUGUCGUGUUUCUCGCUCGAGUAGUUGGGAAUGUAGAAAACACUUUAUUUAUUAAUACGUCACAUCAUGGAGUGUUUACAUACCAGGUUUUUGGGGUUGGCAUCCCAAACCCCUACAGACUCCGUCCCUUCAUAGGGGCUCGAGUCCCAGUAAACAGCAGCUUCUCGCCGCUAAUAAACAUCCACAACCCAUACAGUGAACCACUGCAGGUUGUUGAGAUGUACUCCAGUGGCGGGGAUCUACAUCUCGAACUUCCCACAGGUCAACAAGGAGGCACUGGAAAAUUAUGGGAAAUUCCUCCAUUCGAAACAAAAGGGGUAAUGAGAGCCAGCUUCUCAUCCAGAGAUGUGGAUAACCACACGGCUUUCAUCAGAAUCAAAACCAACGCCCCCAACGAGGAUCAGUUCAUCAUCCUGCCUGUAGAAGUGGAGGUCACAUCAGCCCCUGGUAUAUACUCCUCCACAGAGAUGCUAGACUUUGGUACGCUGCGUUCACAAGAUCGCCCAAAACUGCUGAAUCUACACCUUUUAAAUUCAGGCGCAAAAGACGUUCCAAUUACGAGUGUACGCACGACACCAUCCAACGAAGCAGUCACAGUAGAUUUCAAAGCGGUCACACUGAAAGCUGGAGAAAGCAGAUACACCAAAGUUGCAAGUAUUAGUUUCGAUGCCUCAAAAGCAAGAAGACCAUAUCAAUUCUCUGGUAAAAUAACUGUAAAAGCGAAAGAAAAGAGCUACUCCAAGCUUGAAAUCCCAUACCAGGCGGAAGUUUUAGAAGGUUACCUGGGCUUCGACCACACGGCGACCUUGUUCCAUAUCAGGGACAGCCCUGUCGACCCAGUGGACAGACCCAUAUUUCUGACAAAUGCCUUCCACUUUGCGAUCCGACUACACAAUGUGUCCCUGCCCGAAGAGGCCAAAACCAUGUUUAAUGUGCAGAACUUCAGCGCACCCAUCCUCAUUCCCCCACACGAGUCACGUUACAUCUUCUCCCUUCUCUUCCGGCCAGUCCGACCCUCCAUUCACAUAGACAGCAAUAUCCUUCUCAUCACAAACGCAUCAAAGUUUCACCUGCCUGUCCGGGCCUACACAGGCUUCUUGGAGCCGCUGGUCCUGCCUCCCAGUCUGAAGGAGAACAUCCUGGACUUCGGUGUUCGCAGUGCAACAGACACCAGCAGCAUCACAUUUGUGGUGGUGAACAGUAACCCUAUAGAGCUGGAGAUCAAGUCCUGGCUGGUCACAGGAGACAGUCUUACCAUGGAGCUUCUGAAGACAGAGAAGGGAAACACAACAGUAGCCCUGAGUCGCCUGAGAGAGCUGCAGAACACUUCAGCCUCGCAUCACAAAACAGUGAUAUUAGCAUCUGGCUAUUACGCAGCAUUCAGAGUGACACUAGUGGCCAAAGCCCUGGAGGGCACAUAUGAUGGAGCCAUACACAUAACCACAGACUAUGAAAUAUUAACCAUCCCGGUGAAAGCUCUCAUUGCAGUGGGCACAUUAAACAGCUCUCCCAAGCACAUCAUUUUACCACCUUCAUUUCCAGGGAAAGUUGUCCAUCAAAGCUUCAGCAUACAGAGUUCUUUCACACAGAAAGUGAGGCUACAGCAGAUCCGCUCCCUGACAGAAGAUAUACGUUUCUAUUACAAACAGCUCCGCAACAACAAAGAUGAGCUCGAGCCCAGACGUAAAUCGAAGGUGGCAAAUAUUUAUUUUGAUGCCAGCUUGCAGUGUGGUGAUCACUGUUAUGUGGGGCUGCCAUUUGUGCUUAAAUCUGAGUCAAAGCCUCAUGGGCUAGCAUUACAGGAGGAUAUUUGGGAUGCAGAUGUGGAUCUCCACCAGAAACUUCUCAGACGAUGGAAAGAGCUGAAAGAGCAGUCAAGCCACAAGAUCGAAGCCGUCUUUGAAGUCAACACAGAUCUUCAGAAAAACGUGCAAGCGAAAAUAACAGCACAGCUGACCUGGCCCUCUCUGGUCAACUCGUCACAGCGCAUUACAUUCCCUCUGACCAACACAAACAGCUCCUCUGACGAGGAGGUGAUUCUGCAGAAUCCUGCCGACGUCCCCGUCUUUGUCCAAGUUCUCCCUUUGGCGCUGUUGCCCAACCCCUCAGUGUUUUCUGGAAAGCUGGCUGACAGGUUGCCAUUAGGAAAUUUGUCCAACAUCAACAUUGACACGAACACCUUAGAGUUCCAAGUUCAUAGAAAUCACACAUCCGUAAUGAAGAGCAGUACAGGGUUUGUAGAGGGAUCAACCAGACCCUUUGUGUACAACCUCCUCCUGCUGCCCGGAGAAGUCAAGUCGUUCAGCGUGAGGUUCACUCCCAUCAGCAACCACAGUGUCUCCUCCCUCCUCAUAGUCAGAAAUAAUCUGACGGUGAUCGACACAAUCAUACUUCACGGAAGAGGGACAACAGAGAGCCUGAAGGUUGCAGGGAAGCCUCCGGGACAAGGCAGCUCUCUGAGGUUUAAAAUGACGGAGGCCCUGCUCAAAGACUGCACAGAGAAGACAAAAGUCAAGGAGCCAAACUUCACUCUCAAAAGAACGUUCAGAGUGGAGAACACAGGCUUGCUCCCGAUCACCAUCAGAUCAGCAGAAAUCAACGGGCAAGCUUGUGAAGGAUACGGAUUCAAAGUUCUCAACUGUCAAGAAUUUGCACUUAAACCAAAUGCUUCAAAAGACCUCAUCAUACUGUUUACACCCGACUUCACUUCAUCUCGAGUGAUCCGGGAGCUGAAAUUGGUGACGUGCGGGGGCUCUGAGUUUGUGUUUGUCCUGAACGCCUCCCUGCCCUACCACGUGUUAGCUGCAUGUGCAGAGACCCUGCCCAGACCGAGCUGGGAGCUGGAGCUCUACAUCAUUGUGUCUCUCAUUAUGAGUUCCAUGUUUCUGUUGGUGAUUGCCACAGCUUACCUGGAGGCUCAAAGCAUAUGGGAGCCUUUCAAGAAACGUGUGUCUGUGGAAUCCAACUCAACCAUGGAGACUGGGAGACCGUUUAAUCUCAGGGACAUUGUGCAACUUCACAGUGAUUCAAAGUUGAACGAUUACAGUGACUCAUCCCAGAACUCCAGAGUAUUAUAUGCGUCCAGCAACGGAGCAGCACGGGUCGGAGGCCGUCAGGGCAACAGCCGUACCUUAUCAGACUCAGACAGCCAAGACAAGAGGUCCAGAAUCGGCACCAGCCGCCCAUCUAUGCAAGCUACUUCCCAGCUGACCAAAGGAAGUACAACCUCAGGCCAAGAGGGCCCUCUAGCUGGCUGCCAGCUAACCAACCGGAAGGUUCGGAGCACCAAACUGGACCUCCAGAGUUUAGCCGGGUCGUCGCUGCCUCACAGAGGCCUCUGCUCUGAGGACACAGAAUAUGCCAACCUGCUCGGAGCCAUGGACAACGACCUCGACCGUCCAGAGCCACUUAAUGCAGAGCCUCUGCAGGAGCAGAGCUCGCAGUCGAUACAAAACAAAGUGUUGGAAUCCAAAGGGAAGCUGAGGGGUAAAACAAAAGCCCAAAGGAAGAAGGAAGAGAAAGAGAAAAAAUCAACAGUAAAGACUCAGGGAGACGAGCUUAAAGAUAACCUGGCUGACAACGAUGACAGCUCCUCAACUACUACAGAGACCUCCAAUCCAGAUGUGGAGACAAACAUCAAAGAGGAGCCAGUGAAAAAGAAAGGAAGGACAGUAACCACGGGAAAAGUGAAAGAAGAAACUUCAAAUUUUCUUAUUAAACCCAAACCCAAGAAACAAGGAACCAUAAAGAAGGAGAACCAAGCAGAAAAAUCCAGUUCUCUGGAGCUGCCAUAUGUCACCCCGCUAGAGAACAAACAACGCAAGAGCUUCCCAUCCAAAGCUCUGCACCCUCUCACCAACAUCCAAAAGACCAGACCCCUGCAGAAACAGAGAUUGGACGGGAAGCUGGAAGACGGGCGCCCCUCUCUGCUGGCCAAGCUGUUGUCCAGCAGCUCAGUGCCUGAGCUGGGCCACAGCAGCAGCUCUGAGGGCGAGAAGGAGUUCGCGUCUCCAGAGUGGGACGUUCCUCUUUCCAAAAACAGCGUCCAAGCAGAUAGCCUUCAGCAGAUCUCCCUCCAGACAAUAAACGCAGACCCUUUCCUGAAAAGAUCAGUAACAGCCGGGACCUGCUCCCCUCCACCCACCUCUCCCAGCCUACUGUCCAAAGGCACCUACAGCAGCGUCCUCAACAGUAACAGUGAGGGAAACCAGAAGAAGGCCCCAGGAAAUAAAGCGUCUACAGCUCCACUCCCAGGCAAAAAUGGCAACCCCACCUUUGCCGCAGUGGCUGCUGGUUAUGACAAAAGCCCAGGUGGUUCUGGCCCAGGUAAAAGUGACAGUCAGGGAAAGCCUCUGGCUCACAUGACCUCAGUGGAAAGUGACAGCUCUGACAGCUCUGGAUUAUGGAGUCCCAUUGACACAGCCAGCAGUCCAAACUACCACUCUGCCAACUCCUUCUCUGCUUUCGGACCCAACAAUUCCUUCAACCUGACAGGAGUUUUCACUGGAAUGAAGGCUUCUGAGCCUCAGCAGAGCUGGCCCGAGUUCACCAAUGUUCCCUCUUCCUCGAUAUGGGACAUACCGAGCAGCGACCCUCUGCACUCCUGGCCCAGCAGCUCCAGCUCACCGACUGCCCCAACCGCAUCACUCCUGGGAAACACCCGUAAUCCCUGGUCUGCAGCCACACCCUUCGGCAGCUCCAUUUGGUCAACAAGCGCAGAUUCAGCCUUACACCCUUUUGCUCCACCAACCAACUCAACAACUCUGACUGAUCUGGUCACCACCCCCACCCCGUCGCCACCAGCCUCCACCGAGAUGAGUCGGACCUACAACCCGUGGAGCAUGUGGCGCCCAACCCUGAGCAGGCGGAGCUCCGAGCCCUGGCCCAGCUCUCCCGAAAAUGGCAAUUAAUGAGCAGAUGACGGCACUUAACGGAAGCACGUCAUGGAUUUGAUGUACUCUGUACACUAAAAUCAUUUAUUUUUUAAAUCCCAACAGAAAGCAAUGUUACCUGAAGUGUAACGCGGUUGGUAACGCUCCAUGCUGGAGGUUACCAACCUCGCCAUUUAGUUCUCUGCAGCUUUUUAUUCAUGGGGGCAGAAAUGCUAACUUUUAUUUGGAAUUGUUUUAACAGGUGCCCCUAAAUUUAAAAAAAAAAUAAAAAUGUUAGCAUUAGCAUUGGUGCCAAUGCGGACAUUUUUGCUGUUAUAGAAAGGCUGGCAUUCCUUCUUGAAAGUUUAUUACAUGGCGCAGAAUCUAAAGUUCAGUAUUAAUGUUGGAACAGACGUGUUAUUUGAAGCCAUGUCUUGUUUUCGUAAUCAUUUUGGUUUAAUUGUUUUAUGAAAUUGGUUUGAAACAUCAAAUUUACAUACUGCAGCUGGUUUGAGAAUCAUUGCACAAGGCUUUUAUUUGACAGCAGGGAUCUCUCUUUAUAUGAAAUGGGAUUUUUUUUUCACAAUGUUCAAAGGUUUCAUUAAAGUUCAUGUUCCCCAUUUUUAAAAGUGGGCUCUGCCCUAAAAAUAUCAAAGCCUUCUGUGAGAAUCAAUUGGUCAAAUGAUCACACAAAACAUAAGUUUGAGGUUUGUGUUGUACAUUGCCUCUAUUUGUCAGCACAUUUAAAAUAAAGGAUUUCAGCAGAA
Scomber scombrus (Atlantic mackerel) is the source of this 6255-nucleotide messenger RNA. It is a transcript of the gene tmem131, whose product is annotated as transmembrane protein 131. Bases 122 to 5527 code for a protein of 1801 amino acids. Gene Ontology annotation, cellular component: membrane. The record is from RefSeq and is a predicted model, not a curated record. The transcript is spliced from 41 exons. NCBI's taxonomy places the organism in Eukaryota, Metazoa, Chordata, Actinopteri, Scombriformes, Scombridae.